AUCGCGCGUGUAUACUGUGUCGCUAGCGCUACUGGCCACUUGAUUGCGUUUCUCAAACUUUUAACUAAAGUCACUAGAAAUGUUUAAGUGCAAGCGUUGUGAGUUAGAAUCGAGGGAUGGUGUCACAUGCACAGUGUGUGAGGCCAAGUUCGAUUUUCCCUGUGCAGGCAUCACUGAGGGCGGGUGGAGAAGGCUUGGGGAUCGUAAAUUAACCUGGAAAUGCCAGAGCUGCAAGUCUACUCCAGCUGCCAGCCCUCUUACUGGGUCUAUUAAGGCGACAUCUGCGGAGUCGGAAACUAUUCUAUCCGAGCUUAAACGUCUGUCAACUCAAAUGGAGGCGUUACCCAUGUUGAUAGAGAGCAUGAAAGCAAUCCAAAACGAGCUCGUGGAACUUAAAACGAUUAAGGAAGAAUUCUCAGUUGUGAAAUCAUCCCUUGAGACUUUCAGUCAGGAUAUUAAAGCUUUGACAUGUAAGAUGUCGGAUCUUGAGGACGAAAUUGAGACAUUGAAGAGGACUAGAGAGGAAAUCAUAAGUCUGCAAGAACGAAUUGUGAAGCUUGAGAAUCAGCAUAGUGAAAGUGAGCAGAGGUCUCGCAUGAACAAUAUUGAGAUCAAAGGGGUGCCCGUAUCUAAUGAUGAAGAUCUGUUCGCUAUUAUGGCGAAGAUUGGGGAUACAAUUGAUUUUCAUAUUCCAAAGGAACAGAUUAAUUAUGUAGCAAGGGUGCCGACACGAAAUGACAAACUUAACAAAAAUAUUAUCUGCUCGGUGCACAAUAGCUACUUGAAGAAUGAUUUUGUAGCCGCCGCGAAAAAAUAUAAAAAGCUAAAUGCUGGUAAUUUGGGUUUACAAGGUACGAACAGAAUCUACAUUAAUGACCAUUUGACAUUAGAAAAUAAAAUCCUGCUCAAUAAAACCAAAGCUCAAGCCAAAGAACGUGGUUUUGAACAUGUCUGGGUGAGGGGAUGCAAAAUACUAGUGCGAAAAAACAUGACUUCUCCUAAAUAUCACAUCAAAACUCAGCAAGAUUUAAAAAAGUUUUUAUGUUAAAAGUAUUGAGUCGAUUUCCUUGUUGGAUAUUAAUACACUUCGAGUCAUUAACUUUGAGAACCGCAGGUUAUGAAUGGAUUGGCUGACACUCCGGAACUGGUGAACAAAAUAGGACUGCGUGUGCCUUCUACAUUUCUACGCAGAUUUAAUCUUCUAGACACACAUGCGGCUAAAACCACGUAUAGACAAAACUCUUAU
Helicoverpa armigera (cotton bollworm) is the source of this 1246-nucleotide messenger RNA. RefSeq lists its product as uncharacterized. The record is from RefSeq and is a predicted model, not a curated record. NCBI's taxonomy places the organism in Eukaryota, Metazoa, Arthropoda, Insecta, Lepidoptera, Noctuidae. The transcript has 2 exons. The coding region runs from base 80 to 1048 and encodes 322 amino acids.